CAAGUUUGCGCACCGGGAUGCGCGAGCAGCCUGAAGAUGGCUCUCUGUCGGAUUUACUCAUCCCUUUUUCUUUUUGUUCUUUACACUUUACCAGACUGUGAAGCACUGAGAAACCAUCCGGAUAAUGAAGUUACACUUCUGGACUCCAUGUCAGCUCCAGGAGAUCUAGGAUGGGAGGCCUACCCAUCAGAAGGGUGGGAGGAGAUCAGCGUAAUGGAUGAGCGUAACAUCCCCAUGCGCACGUACCAGGUGUGCAACGUAAUGGAGGCCAACCAGAACAACUGGUUGCGCACAGGACUGAUCCCACGUGCUGGUGCACGGCGUGUUUACGUAGAACUCAAAUUCACACUGCGUGAUUGCAACAGCCUUCCUGGUGUUCCUGGAACCUGCAAAGAGACAUUCAAUGUCUACUAUCAUGAAUCAGAUGGUGCGGUGCCACCCCCACCACUACGGCACGCUCGCGAGAGCCAGUAUGUCAAAAUUGAUACGAUCGCAGCAGACGAGAGCUUCACCCAGAGCGAUGUGGGGGAGCGUGUCAUGAAGCUCAACACAGAAGUGCGCCACAUCGGGGGACUCAGCAAGCGAGGCCUCUACUUAGCAUUCCAGGACUUGGGUGCCUGCAUCGCCCUGGUAUCAGUUCGAGUGUUUUAUAAGCGAUGCCCGCUGGCCGUGACGAACCUGGCACUUUUCUCUGACACGGUGACAGGUGGAGACCAGGCGCUGGUGGAGGUGCGAGGGUCCUGUGUGGAGUAUGCUGAGGAGCUGGAGGCACCACGCAUGUUCUGCAGUGCAGACGGAGGCUGGCUUGUGCCAAUUGGACGAUGCGUGUGCAGGCCUGGCUUUGAGGAGAUUGAUGGCCAAUGUCAGCCCUGUAGGCCUGGCUUUUACAAAGCCUCAGCCAUGGACGCCUACUGCAUGAAGUGUCCACCACAUAGCUACUCUCAUCAGGACAAAGCCUCCGAGUGCAUAUGUGAAAGGGGCUACUACAGAGCCGAAACUGACCCCCGCUCCAUGGCCUGCACAAGGCCUCCAUCAGCACCAGGUAACCCCAUUUCCACAGUGAACGAGACAGCAGUGACUCUGGAGUGGAGCCCGCCUCGGGACACUGGGGGCAGAGGGGAUGUAACCUACAGUGUUCAUUGCAAAAAGUGCUCAGUCUCUGUUGGUGAGAUGGUUGAGAAGUGCGUGCCCUGUGGCAGCAGUGCUCACUUCAGCCCACGCCAAUUUGGCCUGGCUCACCCCAGAGUUCAGGUCAGCGAGCUCCAGCCUCGAACCAACUACACGUUCAGCAUCGAGGCUGUGAAUGGAGUCUCAGAUCUCAGCCCAAGCCCUCGACACAUUGUGAACAUCAACAUCACCACCAGCCAGACAGUGAGUGUGAUUGUUAAGGAAAGGAGGAGCCGGGACAGCAUCACCCUGGCCUGGCAGGGUCCGGAAACGUCUGACGGCGCUGUGGUGGAGUACGAGGUCACCUAUUAUGAGAAGAAUCAGCGAGACCAGAACUACACAGUAUUGAAGACCAAAUCUAACAUCAUGACAGUGGAGGGCUUGAAACCAGGUACCACGUAUGUGUUCAGGGUUCGUGCUCACACUGACGGAGGCUACGGCAACUACGGCGGAGAGAUCGAGCUGGAGACGAGGCACGAAGAUAUGUUGGCAGUUGGAGAUCCGAACCAGAAGACCAUCUUGGCUGUGUCCAUUGCUGCUGGUGUAGUACUCCUCAUCCUUCUUGUGGCCUGCUUUGUGGUCAGUGGCAGGCACUGUGGCUACAUCAAAGCGAAACAGGACCCCGAGGAGGAGAAAAUGCAGUUCCAGCAUAGCCGUGUCCCACUUCCUGGAAGCAGAACGUACAUUCAUCCUCACACGUACGAGGACCCGAAUCAGGCAGUACGUGAUUUUGCCAAAGAAAUCGACGUCUCCAACAUCCGUAUAGAGCGAGUGAUCGGAGCCGGCGAGUUUGGGGAAGUGUGCAGCGGUCGUUUGCGUCUGCCCAGUAAAAGGGAGAUCCACGUGGCCAUCAAGAGUCUUAAAGCAGGCUACACAGAGCAACAGAGGCGGGAUUUCCUCAGUGAGGCAAGCAUCAUGGGCCAGUUUGACCACCCGAACAUCAUCAGACUGGAAGGAGUUGUGACCCGAUGUAAACCUGUGAUGAUAAUAACUGAAUACAUGGAAAAUGGAUCACUGGACACAUUUCUGAAGAAACAUGAUGGCCAGUUUACAGUGAUUCAGCUUUUGGGCAUGAUGCGAGGUAUUGCUGCUGGGAUGCAGUAUCUUUCUGAGAUGAACUAUGUACAUCGAGACCUUGCAGCAAGGAACAUUCUGGUAAAUGGAAAUCUGGUGUGUAAAGUAUCAGACUUUGGACUGUCCCGCGUGCUUGAGGACGACCCAGACGCAGUGUAUACUACCAGGGGGGGAAAGAUUCCUAUCCGGUGGACAGCUCCAGAAGCCAUCGCGUACAGGAAGUUCACUUCAGCUAGUGAUGUGUGGAGUUACGGCAUCACCAUGUGGGAAGUAAUAUCUUAUGGGGAGCGGCCAUAUUGGGAGAUGUCCAAUCAGGAUGUGAUAAAGGCGGUAGAUGAGGGCUACAGGCUGCCAGCACCAAUGGACUGCCCUGUGGUGUUGCACCAACUCAUGCUGGACUGCUGGGAGAAGAACCGCAGCGAUAGGCCUAAGUUUGGACAGAUUGUCAUCAAUCUGGACCAAUUGAUCCGCAACCCCAGCAGCCUGAAACAGCUGGCCAACAGCACUGUUUGGGAGGACCCAGUAACUCCAGAGCCUGCAUACAGCACUGUGGCUGAUUGGCUCGACUCCAUUAAGAUGAAUCAGUACAAAGAACAUUUCUCCAGUGCUGGAUAUUUCUCUCUUGACUCAGUCCUGUAUGUCAGUGUCAGUGAACUCGGGAAGAUGGGAAUUGUGUUGGCAGGCCAUCAGAAAAAAAUCCUCUCAAGCAUUCAGUGCCUGCACGUACAGCAGCAGCAGCAGCAGCAGCAGCAACAGGGAACCCACGUGCAGGUAUAAAUCUCCAGUUAAGCCCCGCCUCCUCACUCCUAGCUCUAUCAUCAGACAGAUGUGUCUUCCUGUCCACCACUCCAGUAAGCCACUCCUCUAUCAGCACUGAGUUCACCAACGCACAUCGGCCUGCCUGUUCUGAUUGGUCGCUAGGGUCAGUGGGGAACAUCCAGGCAUCUGGGCAGUUUUCAAGACUGAGACAGUGUGGAAGUGAGAAAAUUGCUCUGUGAAUUUAAGGAAGCACUGGCAAAACUCCGUGCAGAAUACUUUUACUCUGAAGUUCAACAGGAAGAAAAUAGAACCACGUGUUGUAAAAAAAAAAUGUAAAAAAAAAAAAGCCUUCUGUUUUGUAGUAAUGUGGUGGUCUGUUGACUUGAUGCUUUUAGUGUUGAUGUAGGUGGAGUUUGUGUACCACAUUGGGAUGGACUUCUGCUAUAAGGCCAUCUGUGAACUUAUUUAUGGUAGAGUAAUAGUUUUUUCCAACAGGUGACAAAGCACUGCCACACACAAUCAGACAGGAAAUGGAUGCAUUAUUACUCCAUAUGCCAUGCAGUCUGUUGUCAUGUGAGUGGAGUGCACAGAGACUCCUAUUCAAUGGGCCUGGCACAGGCCAAACUCAGUGGAGAGACAGAACCAAAGGGAUACUUCAGAACCAUUGAAGAAAUAUAUGUCACCUGUCUACAAAGAUUUUCUUCUUCUUCUUCUUCUUCUUUUUUUUUUUUUUGCUGAAUUGACAUUAAGAAACAUUGAUACUUUCACUGAUACUGAGUUGGAUGUGUCUUGUUAUUUCAUGUAAUGUGAACAUCAUAUUAACAGGAAGUGCUGCGUGUUCCCCUACUCACGCUUUGGAGAAUCAUCAUGCAGUACUUUAGCCGCUGAAGCACAGAAAUAAUGUUGUUAACAAAAUGAUUUUUUUAGUCCCUGUGUGUGUCAUGUUUCUCAAAAUGCCAUGUACAUAAUACCGUGUACUUAUUAAAGAUAGACAUGUCUGUGAUCCAGGUACUUCAGAAUAAACUUGCUCCAAGCCAGGGUCUGGUAUCACACUCGAAUUCCAAUUGUAUUAAGGUGAAAGAAUGGAAAAAAAAAUGUUUAAUUUGUACAGUAUUGUUUAAUGUGUGUUUGUACAGACAUGACAUUAUGUCUCAAGUAUUUUGUUGGUCGUACAGUAAACUCAGACAAGGAGAUGCUUCAUUUUAAAAUGCUUUGACGCUCGCUUUGGACAGAAAAGGAAUGUGAAUGUAAUGGAUGUGUUAGCUUUGUUGCAGGUCUGGAAAGCUAAACAGUUUCUCAGGAUUUCUUUUUCGCAUGUACGUUUGGAAGAAGGCAGUAAAGUUGAAGAUCUGACAGAAAGCCUGAAACAUCAUCUUCGCACCCUCCAGAAUUAUUGGCAUUCUUCAAAAUGAUUGAAACCUAUCAUAGUGAUUUUAUAAAUAUCAAUACUACAAACAAAAAAUCUAAUGCAAACAGCAGUUAAAAAAAUAAAUCCAUGUAUUAUUAUUAUUAUUAUUAUUAUUAUUAUUAUUAUUAUUAUUAUUAUUAAUAGUAUUUUCUCCAAAAUACAUGUGCCAAAAUUAUUGUAUUUAUUUCUAUUUUAAAUAAAUGCAAAUGAAUUGUUUUUGGAAAACAUGUAUUUUUUUCAGUCCCAUGAAACUUGGUUGUUGCCUUUAACCAUAACUAUAGGUUUUAUGUAUAAGGGUAAAAAUUGCCAUGACCUGUAUGUCCUAGCACUUGUACACAAAUACCUCCAACCCCACCCCACCCCACCCCACCGCACAAACCCCACCAAAUAGGAUGGUGAAAGGAAGAACAAAUUAUCACAGAUUCAGAAUCUGACACUUUAGUUCUUGUGGUUGUAAUAUGUAAAUUGUUGGGAAUUACAGAUAAAUGCCACGUUCAUAAUAGCAAGCAGUUUGGAAGCACUGCAAGAAAGAAACUUUUCCUAAAAACAUCUUACCACAAAGUUCCUCAAUGUCAAAUUGGACAACUAUAAAUUUAACCCCUACAGAGAUUCUGUAGUCCGAAUCGAAGCGUGAAGUCCAUGUGCACAAAUCUCAGAACCUACAGGAGCUUAAAAUGUUCUUCAUGGAUUACUGAGGCUAAGAUACCUUUAUUAUAAGUGUUUCUAUCCUAGUUAGACUACAUUAAGAGAUUUACUGCUGUUAUUCUCCUCACAUCAGCCAUCAUGAGUUAUUACUUGUAAGGAUGCUGAUAAUCUUCUGAACACAUUAAAAAUGUUAAAAUUAGAUUUUAAGAGAUUUUUGCUCAUUUUCAUGAAGGGUACCAAUAAUUCUGGAAUGUACGGUGUAUCUGAAUUUUAUCUCUAAUGGUUAUUUUUCAUUCAUUAGAAAUGACCCUAUGGUGUGUUUGUGGUUUUUGUACUACUGUAUGAAGAAUACUGUAGAAACGAAUCUGUAUUCAAACUGCAGUUACAUUUACCUUGAAACUUUUGACAGUACAUUCAAAAUGAAAAGGGCUUGUUUGAGAAAGGUUGGCUGCAAAUUAACGUUCUGGUUAGCUGGUUCCUCUAUGAUACUUUGGAAACGCAUUUGAUUAGUGCAGGAAAAAAAGGUAAUUAAAAGGCAGGCAUUUUGGUUUUAUUUAUAUUCGUUAUUUGUCAUCAUUUAUACAGACAGAUUGCCUGUUUGCUUUAUUGUGUUUGCUGUUCAGCAAUAUGCAUUGAAUAAAGAGUUCAGUUUUAUUAAA
This is a messenger RNA of Tachysurus fulvidraco (yellow catfish), 5712 nucleotides long. RefSeq names its product eph-like kinase 1 (gene ek1). Gene Ontology annotation, biological process: protein phosphorylation; axon guidance; cell surface receptor protein tyrosine kinase signaling pathway. NCBI's taxonomy places the organism in Eukaryota, Metazoa, Chordata, Actinopteri, Siluriformes, Bagridae. Bases 37 to 3018 code for a protein of 993 amino acids. The transcript is spliced from 17 exons. Gene Ontology annotation, molecular function: ATP binding; transmembrane-ephrin receptor activity; protein binding. Gene Ontology annotation, cellular component: plasma membrane; neuron projection. The record is from RefSeq and is a predicted model, not a curated record.